This is a messenger RNA of Peromyscus californicus insignis, 6735 nucleotides long. RefSeq names its product major facilitator superfamily domain containing 9 (gene Slc67a2). Lineage: Eukaryota; Metazoa; Chordata; Mammalia; Rodentia; Cricetidae. The record is from RefSeq and is a predicted model, not a curated record. Gene Ontology annotation, molecular function: transmembrane transporter activity. The transcript has 6 exons. Gene Ontology annotation, biological process: transmembrane transport. Bases 54 to 1436 code for a protein of 460 amino acids.
GGGGGCGUGGCCUGCAGGCGGCAGGGGCGUCCACCUCCCCGGCCGGCACGGGGAUGGAGCUGGGUCUCCGUGGGCGCCCGGCCUCCGGGCAGGGGCUGGCCUCGGAGACCCCAGCGACUGCAACAGCAGCUUCCGGUGCAGUGGAUUCCCGCGGCUUCCUGUUGUGUCUCUACCUGGUAGGCUUUUUGGACUUGUUCGGUGUCAGUAUGGUUGUCCCACUGUUGAGCCUUCAUGUCAAGUCCCUUGGAGUGAGCCCUGCAGUUGCUGGAGUGGUGUGCUCCUCCUAUGGCAUUCUGCAGCUCUUCUCCAGCACCUUUGUGGGCUGCUGGAGUGAUGUGGUUGGAAGACGGUCCUCCUUGCUGGUGUGCAUUCUGCUCAGUGCCCUGGGUUAUCUCCUCCUUGGAGUAUCCACCAACGUGUUCCUGUUUACACUGGCUAGAGUCCCUGUGGGUAUUUUUAAACACACCCUCUCCAUCUCCAGGGCACUGCUUUCUGACCUGGUCACAGAGAGGGAGCGGCCACUUGUACUGGGACAGUUCAACACAGCCUCGGGUGUAGGCUUCAUCUUGGGCCCCAUGGUUGGUGGAUAUCUGACAGAGCUGGAUGGCGGAUUCUAUGUGACGGCUUUCAUCUGCUCUUCUGUCUUCCUUCUCAAUGCUGGUCUUGUUUGGCUGUUACCUUGGAGAGAAACAAACCUCAACAGCGAGGAGAAUGGUUGGACCUGGGAUCAGAAGCAAGCUACAGCACCCAGAAAGUCAGAAGGUACACUGCCGGGAGCAGCCGCCACCCCUAGGACCAGGAGGAGUGAGAAGGAAGUGCAGAGGCCCUGGGUUGAGGUCAUGUCAGCCUUGAAGGACAUGAAGAGCCUCAUAUUUUCCUCAUUGUGGGACGUAUUUCUUGUGCGCUUGCUGAUGGGGGUGGCUGUCAUGCUGUACUACAGUAAUUACGUCUUGGCCCUGGAGGAGCGUUUCGGGGUCCGGCCCAAGACCACGGGGUACCUCAUCAGCUACACCAGUGCCCUGGGUGCCCUGGCUGGCUUUGCUGUGGGGCCCAUUCUACGACUGUACAAGCACAACUCCCACAUGGUCCUGCUGCACUCUAGUGCGCUCACCUGCCUGCUGCUGCUGCUCUACUCCAUGGCCACCACCAUGGAUGUGGUGGUCUUUUCCUCGACACUUCUGUCCUUCUCCACCACCAUUGGGAGAACUUGCAUCACCGACCUCCAGCUGAGUGCUGGUGGGGCCCAGGCCAGUGGCACUGUCAUAGGUGUGGGCCAGUCUGUGACUGCCGUGGGCCGUAUCAUUGCCCCUCUCCUCUCAGGAGUAGCCCAGGAGAUCAGUCCCUGUGGCCCCCCAAGCCUGGGUACUGCUUUAGCCCUGGUGGCUAUUUUAAUCAUGUCACUAAACAAACCUCAUUCAGGUAUUUAUGUAUUGUAGUCUUGGGGACCCAGCCCCAGGCUGCAGGAAGGGCUUAAAGAGAAAGCCACAGCAUUGCAUAACUAGACUUUUUCUAUCUGAGAAGAGAAGAAAAAUACACAUACACACACACACACACACACACACACACACACACACACACACACCUAUUUUCUUGGUGGUUACUUUUCUUUAUUCUCAUGCUGCUCCUCUCAUGCUGGUACACUCAUAUUGUUCGUUCUUGUUGCUAUUUGUAUUACUACAUUGCUCCAUCUUACCAUGUCUUUUUAGUUUAUAUAUCCCAACCAAUUAUUUCAGGCAGUGUAAGAAUCAUAAGGUCACAUUUCAAAGGUAAAAAUUGUAACUUCUAAUUUGCCAGGAACACCUGUAGCCCUCAUUUGGGGCUAUAGAGUCGAAUUAUUUUCGCCAGCCUUGACAAGUCAGAAUAUAUUUUCACAAAUUGAGGUCAGGAAAUGGGUGCAAGGACUUGACCAUUUUCCAGCUAGCAAUAAUUGGGCUGUCUUUGUAUUUACAACUAGCCAGAUAGUAUAGCUGUGUGUCCUUGCUGAACAAAAUUGGGAAUGUUUAUCUAAAAGACCAUUAACAAGGCACCUGGUCUAAUCUAAAGCUCCUUUGAAGCUUUGUUUCACCUAAUGAGAUACAAGAAAACUGUUACUGCAAUUCUCAGCAUAAAGAUCGACAGAAUUUGAGCCAGCCUGGCUCCUGGAUUCAAAUGUUAUUCUAAAUCAUAAAUCUGAGCUGUGACUUAAAGCAGUUUCUUAAGUGUGGCUCACAAGCCUCAUGUAGCCAUAGGCCUAGCUAUGAAAUAUUUUCAUUCAUCAAAAUUAUAAGGCUUAAGGAAUGAUUACUUUCUUGACAAUCCACAGAUCACAAUGCCCCCAUUAGAUUGAGAUGUAAUCAUAAGAUAAACACACUACAGUACAAGUAGUGGGGGACUCCCCACACCAUAUACAGUAUAUCACAUACCAAAGGUACCCCAGAAGCAAAAGCUGUUUCAUAGUCUGGAGUCUCAUGGCCUUGCCUAAAAUGAGAUUGACCCAUCAGAGAUUUUCCUCUUGGUGGACUGGCACCUGAACUUCAGCUCCCGCCUGCUGUACUUCUGCCAUGGCCACCAGCAGGGAUGGGAGUGAGAAAUUAAAAGGGGAGUAGAAUGGAUUGGGACCACUUGAAGAAGCAGAGUUAAAACUGGGCCAAUCGGGGACAAAGACUGGUCAGAAGGGCAUUUCAGAGAGGGUGUGUCAUUUCCAGAUGACCAUGGCCAGUCCUCACCUGUACAGGGAUGCCAGCCAGACCAUCAGAAGUCAGCUGCAGAUAGGAAAGCUUAGAUUGAGCACAGCUCUGCCAGGGGACCGUAUCCAAAGCUUACUCGGAUGGCUUCUCUUCCCACCUGGGCCAGUAAAGUUAACGUUUGCUACCAGGGAAAGGCAGCACACUACAAAGAGGUGCCGGUGGUAGGAGAGCAACUUGGUAUGUGAAAGGAUGGAAGACCCAUAUGCAAGGAACAGUGUCCCAUUGAAAAAUGGGUGCUAUGUUAAUCACAUGCUGGUCACCCCUCUGGAGGGCAGGGUUUUCUGCUAAACCCAGAAGCCAAAAGUAGCUUCUCUGUCAAAAUCCCAGAGACUGGAGUAGCUGCUUUACUUAAACCAACCUGUUGCGUUCUCCACCAGUAAACAACUAGAUGCUGAGCUUACCCCCAGACACAGAUGGACAGACCUUGCAAAGCCAAAUCUGGGGUUUUAAGCACCAGUGGCCAUAUCUCAUAGAGGGGAAGGAGCACUGUUCAAUGUACUAGUUUUUAUUAAAGUAAAAGCUAGAGACUACAGUUUUUAAUAGCUAACUGGACAUGCCCCCUAAACUUACUGCUUACAACUGUGGUAUACCAUCUUUCACACCACUCAGAAGUCAGUCUGCACUAGAAGCAGCUUUCUGGGAGGCCUUCUCUACUCUCUGGGACUAAAUCACUUUGGACUUUGGGGAGAUCUGUGAUCUCAGAAGCUGGGCCUCUGAGGAAUUGUGUUAUUCUGGUGUUAAAGAGCUGAUAGUGAAGGGGAAACAUGGGAACAUUCUGUACAUAGAAAGGGUCGGGGCCAUCCCAGGCUGCGGAGAGACAGGCUGUACGGGGGCUUUUGAAAGUCAUUUAUUUGCUGUAUUUCAUUUGACUUUGGUGCAUUGGGAGUGUGGAUGUGUCCUUCUCUGUAACUUUAAGCCACCACUCCAUCAGCACCCAGGAGUGGCCCAGAAGGUGGCUUCACAGACUCAUGUGGACCAACCUUUGGACCACUGGGGUUACAUUGAUUGUUUAGGAGCAUUGCUUAGGGGCCGCUCUCUCACAGACAGCCCAGAUUCACAUUCCUUUUCAUCCUCUUGAUGAUUCCACUAGUAUAUGUUUUCACCCUCACAUAACAUGUACUUGUGAGUGGCAUUUUAAUGCACUAGUAUUUCAUAACUAGUGUUUACUAUUUAUAAAUCCGAAAAAGGUGUUUCCGUAGUUUUAGGAGUUGUAGGUGGGAUAAACUCAAAUAUUUAUGACAAUUGAAAGUACUUUUUAUCUUUUCCUCUUUGGCUACAAAAAAAGAAGUUCUCUUUUAAAGUGUUUCCACUGUGAAUUAAACACAGCAGCUAAGGGCUCUUAAGAGACCAAAGCAUGGCGUGAAUGGCCAUGCCCUCGUGCAGCAUCUAAAUGUCAUGGAGACUAGGCUCAGAAGGACAAUAAAUGAAUGAUUACCAUGAUGUAAUGAAGUAAGGUUUCAGAAGCGUUUCUCCAAAGACUCUUGGCACAUUCAGAGACGGUCGGUUUUUCUUACAAAUGCUUAUGGUAGCCAUAGCACUUAAAACCAUAGCACUUUAUUUUUUAAGUCAAACCUAUAAAAUUAAUGAGGCUUUAAAAUUAAUAAGACACAUGGAGAUUCUGGAAACCAGAAUAACCAAUAUCUAGAGAAACACUAUUAUCCUGUAUUAGUGACUUUAGUGAUUUGUUAAUCUGAUGGUUGUUUUUUGUUUUGUAUUGUUUUUUUGUUUGUUUUGUCUCCUUUGGUAAAUGUUUUCUCACAUUUCAUCUUGUCUGGUGUGUCGUUCAAAGUGUGGUCCAUAGACCACCAUGUCCUGGGAUAUGUACAUGCUCCAGCCCCAGCACAUUCCUGCUAGGGACCACUUUGAGGAGCUGUCUAGCUGAUCUGUUUACACAGAAAGCUUUGACAACCACUGGGCUGGUGAGUAGAAUUUAUAUGUUUUAUGGGAUAAAAUCUCAGGGAAAUUAAAUUUUCUCAGUUAAUGUGUGUGUCAUGUUCUUUAAAUUCUCUUGCAUGUCAUUCAUAAUCUUGUCUAAAAUAGUAGGUUGUGCCACAUGCACUUGUUCCUGUAUAGGUGAAAAAUACCUUCAUGUAGUUUUUAACUUGGAGCUGUAUGGAAAUUUGCUUUAGAGAUCUGGACUGUUUAUGAAGGGGAGCUUACCCACCUACCCCCAACAUGCCAGCCACAAGUGGAUGCUGUGAAAUAGGGCUCUCUCUUGUGGAACUCUAUUUCAAAAGGCUUAGCUUUCCCACAGAGCAUAAGGUGCCCAGCUCAGGUCAGAGGGAUGAGAAAAAGAUGGGAACCAGGAAGGCAUAUUUGGAAGGCUCAGCCAUGAACUGAGUGACCUGGACACUGACCUGUGCGUAGUUCUUCCUGAAGCCCACCAAAGGGGGCAAGAUAAUGCUGGUUCUCUACCUGGCUGCAUGCCUUGACCCUUGAGGUCCAGACACUUAACAUACUUAGGAUAGAGAAUCACUGAAUAGAAUUAAAAGCAUGGUGGGGAGCUCACGUGCCAUGCUCAGCAGCUCAGUUUUGUAGGUUAUGUGGACCACUGCUCCCAAACACACAGAUUUUAUUAAGAUCCUCUAGCUGUGGUGGGAGGCAGAUAGAUGCUGAGAAAGUAGUAUGGACAUUGGAACGGUGAUCCACAUGAGUCAGGAGGGACAAAUGGAUGCAUGGAUAUCGGGAGGCCAAGAAGAGAAGCCUGUGCCCGACAGUUUUAUGUCAACUUGACACAAGCCAGAGUCAUCUGGGAAAGGGGAAUUGCCUCCAUAAGAUCAGUAGGCAAGCCUGGAGAGUGUUUUCUUAAUUAGUGACUGGUGUGGAAGGGUUCAGCCCAUUGUGAGUGGUGCCAUCCUUGGGCUAGUGUUCUUGGAUGUUAUAAGAGUAGGCUGAGCAAGCCAUGGGGUGCAAACCAUGGGCACAAGCCAGUAAUCAGUAUUCCUCCAUGGCCUCUGCAUCAGCUGCUUCCUCCUGGUUCCUGCAUUGUUUGAGUUCCUGUCCUGCCUCCCUUCAGUGAUGAACAGUGGUGUUGGAGUGCAAACUAAAUAAACCCUUUCCUCCUCAAUUUGCUUUCCAUCAUGGUGUUUCAUCAAUAAAAACCAGAACAAAGGCACACAGAAGAACGAUCGAAGAUGAAAAUUCUUGAUGCAAGAAUGGAAAGAUGGUAUUUUUAUCAGUCGACUUAAACUAUUAUAUCUUGAUAAAUAAAAAUCCUUCAGUGCAUGAAGAAAAUGAAUACAAUUAAAAUGAAAGGUGGCAAUUGGGAACAUGGCAGGGGUAACCUUUCUUCAGGCUUAUCUAGGACUCUCUGCUAAGUGCCCUUGCACCCAGCAGCCAAAUGUUCAUUCUAAGAUCCCAAAGGCAGUGUCAAACCUCACAUAGCCUGUUUUUUCCUAAACAGAUACCAAUUUCAUUUUUCCCAUCUUAACCACUAUAACGUUUCCAGUACUAGAGCAAAUGUGGCAUGAACUUCUUUAUCCUAAUACACAGUUUCACCAACAAGUUUAUUCUUUUCUCCGAAGCUGUAAGCAUUCCCCUUAGCGCUUACAGCAAGCGCUUUAUAGCUUCACUUUGGCAGAUCUGAACUGCAUUCUCAGUGCAGUGAGGCCAAGAAGAACACAGGCAAUGCAUUGUCAGCACAGUUGAUGUAAUAACCAAGAUGGCUGCUAAGUCCUUAAUAUACAGGUAGCACACAGGGAUACCAUGGAGACAAGGCACAGAGUGACAUCAUACAAGCUGUACAUCAUUCUUCUCACAAUGGUAUGCAUUGCAAACUCAUAUAUUGUUUAUUUCUAGAAUUUUCAUGUAAUACUUUCUGGAUCUUGGCCACAAAGAACUGAAACUGUACAAAGUGAUAUAUAAGUCAUAUAAGGAGGGAAUUACUAUAUUCCAUUCUGAAUUGUUGGGGUUUGAGGCCAUUUAUUGUUUGGUGAAAUAGCUUACCUAACUAAAUCUGUCCCAAACUUGUUGAAAUAAAAAUUGUGUGGAAUGCCCAGGAUAAACCUGA